AUGCACUAUUCUUCUGUGAUCAAGUACCUUUCUUUAGUAGCUUGUGCCAAUGCACAGCUACUGAAGAUCCCAGCCGUGGAUGCCAUGGUCAGUUCUGCUUUACUUCCCUUUGAGCAGUACAUGUCCUUCGGUGCUGCAACAAAAGUCGCCACGGCUGUCAAAACCUUCGAAACCAAGGCCGCUACAAACGCUAAAGCUGCAGCCGCAGCAGACACUCCAUACUGGCUAGCAGAUAUUGCUCACCAGGGAGUCGCAGCCUUCAACUCGAACCCUUCCGGCUAUACCGUCUUCCGAAACGUGAAAGACUUCGGAGCUAAAGGUGAUGGUGUGACCGACGAUACGGCGGCGAUCAAUGCGGCCAUAAGCACCGGUGGUCGCUUUAGCCCAGCAAGCAGGCAUUCCUCCACCACGACUCCCGCUAUAGUCUACUUUCCAUCCGGAACGUACCUGAUUUCAUCCUCGAUCAUUGAUUACUAUUUCACCCAGCUGAUUGGCAACCCGAAUGCAAUGCCAGUUAUAAAAGCAACCGCAGGUUUUGUCGGACUUGGCUUGAUUGACGGUGACCAAUACCAGAGCGAUGGAAACCAGGGCUGGACAUCAACAAAUGUGUUUUUCAGACAGAUCCGAAAUUUGAAAUUGGACUUGACUGGAAUCCCUGCUGGUACUGCUGCGACUGGUAUUCAUUGGCCAACUGGUCAAGCUUCCAGCAUCCAGAAUGUUGUCAUUGCUAUGAGUUCUGCUGCUGGAACGCAGCACCAGGGUAUCUUCAUUGAGAAUGGCUCCGGCGGCUGGAUGGCCGAUGUGGUUAUUACUGGUGGCCUCUAUGGUGCCAAUGUUGGCAACCAGCAAUUCACAAUGCGGAACGUCGUCAUUUCGAAUGCAGUGACCGCAAUUUCUCAGAUCUGGGACUGGGGGUGGACCUAUCAAGGUCUGUUGAUCUCCGAUUGCACAACUGCUCUUUCGAUCAGCAAUGGUGGGGCUGGGUCCCAGCAAGUUGGCUCAGUGAAUGUCCUUGACAGCACCAUCAAAAACUGCGGUACCUUUGUCGACACUGCUUGGCAGACCUCAACGCUAUCAACUGGCAGUCUCAUUCUGGAGAACAUUAUUUUAGAUAACGUCCCGGUUGCUGUCAAGGGCGUCAGCGGUACUGUCCUUGCUGGUGGCUCUACGACCAUUGGUGCUUGGGGACAAGGCCACAAGUAUACUCCAAACGGACCGACCAACUUCCGAGGUUCUUUCACUGCACCAUCACGUCCUAGUGGUCUGCUCGCUGGUGGAUCAAACAGGUAUUUUGCCAAGUCAAAGCCUCAGUAUGAGCAAUCACCAGUAGCUUCGUUUGUCAGCAUUAGAAGCGCAGGUGCCAAGGGAGAUGGUUCAACCGAUGACACAACAGCCAUUCAAUCCGCAUUGACAUCUGCCGCGUCUGCAGGCAAAAUCUUGUUCUUCAAUCAAGGAACAUACAAAGUCACCAACACUCUUUACGUCCCGCCAGGCUCUCGGAUUGUCGGCGAGGCAUAUUCUGUCAUCAUGGCCACUGGCAAUGUAUGGUCGAGUAUUACCAACCCGGUUCCCGUUGUUCAAAUCGGUAAAUCUGGAGAAUCCGGGUCUGUUGAAUGGUCCGACAUGAUAGUGAGCACCUCGGGUUCCACGCCGGGCGCUGUCCUUGUUGAGUGGAACUUGGCGGCAACAUCAGGUUCUGGGAUGUGGGAUGUCCACACUCGAAUUGGGGGCUUCAAAGGAUCUAAUCAGCAGGUUGCCCAGUGCCCGACGAGCGCAGCUGUCUCUGUGGCCUGUCAGGCUGCGUACAUGUCUAUGCACAUUACCAAGACCGCCAGUGGUGUUUACUUGGAGAAUGUCUGGCUUUGGACCGCCGAUCAUGACCUUGAAAGCCUAACUGAUACCCAAAUUUCGGUCUAUACCGGUCGUGGUCUCUUGGUUGAAGGAAAGAAUGUUUGGCUGUACGGAACGGGAUCCGAGCACCACUCGCUGUAUCAGUACCAGUUCUCAGGCGCAAGUUCGAUUGUGGCAGGUUUCGUACAAACAGAAACUCCUUACUACCAGCCAAAUCCCAACGCAGCCAACAGCCCAUAUCCCAGCAACUCGGCUCUCAAUGACCCCAACUAUAGUAGCUGUCUCGGUGGAAACUGCAACUCUCUCGGUCUUCGGAUUCUCAACACUAAGGAUGUGAUUAUCUACGGGGCUGGGCUAUAUAGUUUCUUCAACAACUACAGCACCACUUGCUCGACAUUCCCACUACCGGAAAAUUGCCAAAGCAUGAUCUUCAGCAUUGAAGGCAGUACAAGUGGACUGGUGGUAUAUGGCCUCAACACCGUUGGGACAAGUUAUAUGAUCGUGAAGGAUGGCACUGCAUUGGCGACGGUUGCCGAUAAUCUGGCUACGUUCGCUGCGACUAUUGCGUACUUCACCUUCUAG
Messenger RNA from Penicillium vulpinum, 2433 nucleotides. Its product is annotated as glycoside hydrolase family 55 protein. The record is from RefSeq and is a predicted model, not a curated record. NCBI's taxonomy places the organism in Eukaryota, Fungi, Ascomycota, Eurotiomycetes, Eurotiales, Aspergillaceae. The transcript has 5 exons. Gene Ontology annotation, molecular function: polygalacturonase activity. Bases 1 to 2433 code for a protein of 810 amino acids.